AUGGCGGUGCAGAACGUCAUUGGUGACUCCUUCCGCGGCGCCACCUGGGUCUCGCUGCACAACGGCGGUGGCACAGGCUGGGGCGAGGCCAUGAACGGUGGCUUCUGUCUUGUGCUGGACGGCUCCGCCGACGCCGAACGCCGCGCCAAACUAAUGCUUAUGUGGGACGUUCUGAACGGUGUGACCCGCCGCUCGUGGAGCGGAAACGCGUGCGGCUAUGAGACGGCGGUGCGGGCCAUGUCCCGCGUGGAGGGGCUGAAAGUCACUAUUCCGCAGCACGUCAAACCUGAGGUGCUGAAGAAGUACUAG
Messenger RNA from Trypanosoma conorhini, 309 nucleotides. RefSeq names its product putative 2-aminoethylphosphonate:pyruvateaminotransferase- likeprotein,putative. Gene Ontology annotation, biological process: L-histidine catabolic process. Bases 1 to 309 code for a protein of 102 amino acids. The transcript has a single exon. Lineage: Eukaryota; Euglenozoa; Kinetoplastea; Trypanosomatida; Trypanosomatidae. Gene Ontology annotation, molecular function: urocanate hydratase activity. The record is from RefSeq and is a predicted model, not a curated record.